AUGGUGCUGCUCCGAUUGCUGCACCAGCUAGCCAAUCCGGCCCCUUCGCAACCGCAACCCCUCAUCCGCUUCGGUCAUGAAGUCUCGUCGAUCGCGCCGCGUGACCUCAACAGAAUACUUUUGUUCUGCCAACACGAGCAGAUCUGCCCGUUCUGCUCUGGAUUCUCAACCUUGGUUCUUGCACCAACACGUUGUUCUCCUACGUUGCAACCCGGCAGUUGUUACGAUAGUCAACAUCUGCUGUAUCCGAUGGAGGCGAACGAGAAACAAGACGUAAAUUCCAGCCAAACGGAGGAACCUCCUCUUGAAAAAUGGAAUGAAACCCGCACGAAUGCGUUUCGUUACCUCGUCACUUUGUAUAGUUUUAUUGUGAUGGGAAUGAAUGAUGGUGCGAUUGGCGCAUUGCUUCCAUACAUUGAGACUUACUACAAAAUCUCAUAUACCAUCGUGUCCCUGUUGUUUCUGUCGCCGUUUGUCGGAUACAUAAUAGCCGCCUUGUCGAAUAACUUCAUCCAUCACAAACUCGGCCAGCGAGGAAUCGCCAUUAUUGGGCCCCUCGGGCGAACCCUCGGCUUCCUUCCUCUGGCGUUGCACCCACCUUACCCUGUCUUACCAUUUGCCCUCUUAAUCGCUGGAUAUGGCAACGGUCUCGAGGAUAGCGGCUGGAACGCCUGGAUCGGCAACAUGCAAAAUUCCAACGAACUUCUCGGUUUCCUCCACGGCGCGUAUGGCCUAGGGGCUGCAGUCGGACCUCUCAUCGCGUCCGCCAUGGUUACCAAGGCCAACAUGCAAUGGUACACCUUUUACUACGUGAUGACUUCCAUGACCGGUUUCACUUUCUUUCUCACAACAGCCGCUUUCUGGACAGCAACGGGAAAAGUCCACAGGGAGAAGCAUCCAUCCUCGACGGAUGGUGCCAACCACACCUCAACAGCGGCUGUGAUACGUAAGCCGAUAACAUGGCUUCUUGCAUUUUAUCUUCUUGCGUACGUGGGCGUCGAAGUUGCGCUAGGCGGCUGGAUUGUGACAUUUAUGCUGCGGGUAAGGCACGCUGAGCCGUUCCUCGCUGGCAUCACCACCGUGCUCUUCUGGUUGGGGCUGACCCUCGGGCGUCUUGUACUGGGCUUCGUUACCGGGCGGGUAGGAGAGAAGCGUGCCAUCGCCAUCUACGUGUUUUUGUCCGUGAUUUUGCAGCUAUUGUAUUGGCUCGUGCCAAAUUUUGUGGCUUCGGUCAUCUUCGUCACAUUUCUCGGCUUCUUCUUGGGUCCAUUAUUCCCAGCUGCAAUUGUCGCAGCCGCGAAGCUCCUACCUAGCGACAACCAUGUCAGUGUCAUUGGGUUUGCUGCUGCUUUUGGUGGCGCUGGUGGCGCCAUCAUUCCGUUCGGAGUCGGGGCCAUCGCGAAUAGCAAGGGCGUUUGGGUACUGCAACCCAUUGCUUUAGCAGUUCUUGUGGUACUUCUCGCCUUGUGGGUGUGCUUCCCGGGAGGGUAUCGGAAGGGUGGGCUUGAAGAAGCGAGGAGGAAUAAAGAACCUAUUGGGAAUGACAUUUUGGCGGGAUUGCACUGGAUAUCGAGGCUAUUCUCUCGGUCGAAAUAG
Colletotrichum truncatum is the source of this 1596-nucleotide messenger RNA. RefSeq names its product major facilitator superfamily transporter. The record is from RefSeq and is a predicted model, not a curated record. Gene Ontology annotation, cellular component: membrane. Gene Ontology annotation, molecular function: transmembrane transporter activity. Gene Ontology annotation, biological process: transmembrane transport. NCBI's taxonomy places the organism in Eukaryota, Fungi, Ascomycota, Sordariomycetes, Glomerellales, Glomerellaceae.